Molecule: messenger RNA, 1491 nt
Organism: Emiliania huxleyi CCMP1516
Lineage: Eukaryota; Haptophyta; Isochrysidales; Noelaerhabdaceae
Exons: 1
Coding region: 1-1491 (496 amino acids)
Molecular function (GO): zinc ion binding; nucleic acid binding; endonuclease activity
Source: RefSeq, a predicted model, not a curated record
AUGCAGCUGACCGCCGAGAGUGAGAAGAAGCGGAAGCAAAAGGGCGAGAGCCAGGUGGAGAGGCGGCAAUACAACAGCGUGCUCGGGGAGCUGGAGUCGUCCAAGCUGUAUGGUCAGACGCCCAAGAUGUUUGAGCUCGACCAGCUCGCAAACAUGCUGCGGAAGGGACGGCUCAACCUGUUCCCAAAGUACCAACGCGACUAUGUGUGGAAGCCGGAGCGGGCCAGCCGGCUCGUGGUGACCGUGCUGUGCAACCGCAUCGUGCCGGGCGUGGUGCUGCACGAGAAGGAGAAGGGGGUUUACGAUGUGGUCGACGGCAAGCAGCGGCUCACCUCGCUACUCUGCUUCUACAUGGCAAGCGAGGACCGUAGCUUCCUCGCGACGCUCAUGCGGCAGCCGCCCGUCUUCGAGAGGCUCUCGAAGCUCGAUGAGAAUUACGAGGACCUCAACGGCCUCUCGUACUCUCACCUCUCGCGCGAGCGUCAGUUUGCGCUGCAGUCCUUCACCGUUUCCUGCACCAUCAUCCCGCACGACACGCCGCGCCAGGAGGUGUUUGCAGCCUAUGAGGACAUCAACUCGGGGGGCGAGGACCUCAAGGCGCAGCAGCUUCGUCGCGCCGCCUACUUUGGUGCCUACAUCGAGCUGCUUGACAAGCUGGCCACGAACCUCGAUUUCCAGUAUGUGCGGGACCCGCGAGCGGCGCGCGCUGGCACGUACACCCUCGACCCAAAGGAGUCGGACCGUGAGAUGAUCCUGCGCGCCUUCGCCUUCAACCGUGGCUGGCAAGGCUACAUUCGGCCUGUGAAGACCUUCCUCAACCUCGAGCUCGAGAGCUUUGAGGAGCUCGACGAGGCGCGCAAGCCGGUGACCCUCCGUGAGCUGGAGGAGGAGUUCUGUUGGGUCCUCAAGACGGCGCGGCAAGUCUGGGGUCCGGAGGACGCGUUUGCCCGCAAGUGGGAGCCCUCCCGUUCUUGCGACGAAUGGGUCUGGUCCAACUCGGUCAGCCUUCAGCUGUGGGACGUCAUGUACUCUGUACUCGCGGAGCUGAGGCUCGAGAACUUCUCGACGCUCUCCUUCACGCAGAGUGCGGGCGGCAUCGUCAAUGCCUUCAAGCGCCUGUUUGAGCGCGACCUGCUCGAUAUGGGCGGGCAGGUGACUGUUGCCAAGUUCGCUGCGCGGCGCGACCUCGUCAAGGCGACACUGAAAUCGCAGCUGCCGCAGCCACUCUCGAGCAGCCGCAGCUUCGCCAACCCCGAGGCGCUGCGCCUCCGCUGCUUCUCGGCCCAGCUCGGCGCGUGCGCCAUCUGCGGUCAGCCGCUGGACCCUUCGCGGCUGCACGACGGCACGUACGCGCACCUCGAUCAUCGGGUGGCAUGGGCGAGGGGUGGGCGCACAACGGCGGAGAACGCGCAGCUGGUGCACGCCGGCUGCAAUCUGAGCAAGGGCGCGGGGGGGGGCUCAGGCUCAGCGUGCCCGCGUGGCGAGGGUUGA